AUGGACGUAGCCCGAUCAGUGAACGACGCCUACCUGGCACAGUGCAUCGCAUCCAUCCCCGAGGAUCGCCUCAUUGGUCCUCUCAAGCCAACCAUCAACGAGAUCUUCUCUGCCUGCCUCAGAUAUUUGAGCGAUGUGAAUUUCAUCCGAGUGGCUCAUGCUCUUGAAACCCUAGCCGUGUUUCUGAGGGAGAUCUUCAAGAAGCGGUUUGCAGAGCAGACCUUCACUAUAAUCACGCUCGUUGCAGGGAACGCGGACAGUGGGGAUGCCUAUUUCAAGAAGCUCAUCUGUGACGUCUCUGGCCUGCUCACAGGGGAUAACGUGCCUGUUCUCAUAAAAGCACUUGGGACAAGUGUCUCCGGCCUGCUCACAGGGGAAAACGUGCCAGUUCUCAUAAAAGCACUUCGGACAAGGCUCUUCCUCAUGCUGCUCACCGCCACAGACAACGUGAACGCCAACCCAGUCGCCUCCUACCUGCUCCUCCACCCCAUCACGGACCCCCUCCUCUCGCUCCUCACCAUCUCCCCUCCACACCACCGCCAGCGCCUUGAAUUCGACACAUCACUCGUCCUCCUCCUCCUGCUGCUGCUGCCGCUGCUGCUGCUCUCAUGCCAAUCCCUUUCCCCCCUCCUCUUUCUCUCUCCCUCCUCUUCCCCUGCCCCCCUUCCCAGGCUCUUCCUGGUGCUUCUGACUGCAACAGACAACGUGAACGCCAACCCAGUCGCCUCCUACCUGCUCCUCCACCCCAUCACGGACCCCCUCCUCUCCCUACUCACCCUCUCCCCUCCGCACCACCGCCAGCGCCUCGAAUUCGAUACCUCACUCGUCCUCCUCCUCCUGCUGCUCUGGCGAAGAGCUUCCAAUCCCUAUGCGGAUAGAAUCGCCUCGUCAGCCAACGCGCCCCUGGUUCCCCUGCUCCAUACGAUUCACUCGCUGCUCUCGCUUUCCCAGGAGCCGGGGCAGGGGAGUGGGGGGAUGGCGGGGGCAGGAGGGGGGGGAGGGGGAGGGGCAGGGGCAGCGGGAGGGGCAGGAGGAGGAGGAGGUGGGACGGGAGGAGGCGAAGGGGCGAUUUUAGGAGGGAUUAGCUCUUAUUUGCCUUCUAUGGGCGUAAUUUCGUCUCAAGCGUCAUCAGCUUUGUCUGUAGUGGCCUUUGCCACGUCAGCAGCCACCCAGGCACUGUACAGUUACGCUAGCACGGCUAUAGGGGGGAUAGCGAGCGGGAAAGGGCUUGGAGAACUGCCCCCUAUAACUAGUGUGAUUGUAGAGAAGUUCACGGAGAGAGGGAGCGGAGCAGGGGAGGUGGAUGGUCAGUGGGCAUAUGGGACGUGUGGGGUGCUGCUGCUGUAUUUCCUCGUCGCACUCAACCCCACUGCAAGAUCCCCUUCUCUGUGGCCGCAUGAGGGCUUCAUUGUCGGACCUGGCAAGUCUCUCUCCCUCCUGUGGGGCGACUGCCUGCGCCUGCUGCUGCUCACCUGCCGAGACGCCUUUGACCCGCACGCCCUGCAAGGGGAGGGAGGGCUACCGAGGGCAAAGGUGCUUUUCCUCUUAGCCCGUCUGCUGCUAGAGGAGCGACAUACUGCCGAGUUUCUCUUCAGAUGCGACCCUGCCACCUUCCUCAUGCACUCCCUCGAGCCUCCCAGCCCCUCAUCACCUGGUACGACCCCUCCCAGCCUGUCAUCCCCACAUUCCCCGCAUUCCCCGCACUCCUCAUCCCACCCGCUCUCCUCCGUGUUCCACGCAUUUUUCAAUCAGUAUCGCCCUUUCUCCCCCACUCCCCAUCCCUCCCUUCCACAGCCGUCUCCCCUCAUUCUCCACAGCUACGCCAUCCCACCCCGUCUAUUCCAUAUCUCACACAUUCUUCAACUCAUCUCUUUUCCCCCCUCUCUCUCCCUGACUCCACCCACCCAACCCGUAUAUGCAGCCAUGUCCCCUCGUUCCCCGCGCACGCCAUCCCACCCACGCUCCUCCAUGUCCCACGCAUUCUUCAACAUGGGAGUAGCGGUCCUCUCCCUCCCCCUUCCCCCCACGCCCACACCUGCCCAACCCUCCUUCAACACACUCCCUCCCUCCAUCUCCCACACCUCCAACCCCCCCACCUCCGCCUCCUCCUCUUCCUCCUCCUCUCACCCCUCCUCCUCCUCCUCCCACUCCUCACUCUCCUCCACUCCCUCCUCCUCCUCGCAACCCGCCCCCUCGAUGGACCCAGACGCGCUGGUGAGGGCAGCGGUGGUGGUGUCUCUGGUGCUCAACUUCGCGCGCGCCAAGGGGGUGGCGCUGAGCACGGCAACAGUGGACUGGUUUGGCCUCUGGCGGUCUCUCAUUCGGAUAUGUGAUUGGUGCCGCGCGGAAAGCAACUUCCAGCGCCCAGGGGUGCCAGAGGUGGCAGAAAUCUCAUUGGGCCUUUUAGAGGCAUGUGUGGGAGCAGGAGCAGACCUGGUGGGCGGGUCAGGGAUUCACUCUGGAGGGAGCAGCGUGGGAGCGGGCGGGUGUGACGAUCUGGAGAUGCUGCACGCGCUGCUGCUGGCGCACAUGGGGGUGUUUGAGGGGCUGCAGGCGACGGCUGAGAGAAUCACUUUUGGGGCGGCUGCUAAAGUGUCCAUCACUGGAGGGAUCACUCUGGUGAAUAUCAAGGAGUUAAGAGAUCACUACGAGGUGCAGGCAGCAGGCAUGGGCAUGCGGCUGGGCAGCAUAACAGAGGAGCAAGCGCUAACAGUGAUCCGCAAGAAGGGCAUGAGUGGACUGAAGGUGAAGCCACGUCAUGUGGGCCCCACACACGUGUACUCAGAGGGCACGGCGGAGCUCCGGAUUCUCACUGCUGCCACCCGGCUUCUGGUGGUACACCACCGGAAAAAUUUCUGGUCGUUGUUGCCGAAGCUAGAGCUGGAAAACUAUUGA
Closterium sp. NIES-65 is the source of this 2895-nucleotide messenger RNA. The record is from the annotation of a GenBank genome assembly. Lineage: Eukaryota; Viridiplantae; Streptophyta; Zygnematophyceae; Desmidiales; Closteriaceae.